AUGGCCAAGAGGCGCGACCUCCAGCGACGGCGGAGCAUCCCAGGAGAUGCCGCCUGCAGGGACCACCUGGAACCCCUGCUGCUGUUCUGUGAGGACGACCAGGUCACACUCUGCCGCCAGUGUUUCCUGUCCCAGGAGCAUAGGAACCACGUGGUGCGCGGAGUGCAUGAAGCUGCGGAGGAUUUCAGGAAGUUAUUUCGGGAGCUGUUGAGCACAUUGAAGCAGAAACUUGAAGCUGCCAAAAGCCUAUUGGCCGAAGAGCAAGAAAAUAUGGGGCUGGUUCAGGCAGAGGAGCAGAAUUUUAAAGAGAUGGUUAAAUCUGAAUAUAAGAUGAUGAUCCGGUUGGUGAUUGAAGAGAAUGAGAUGAACUUCCAAAACCUGCAAGGGUACACAUUCAACCCACACUUGAGAGAAGCCAAUUGGAGUCCGCUGAUGAAGUUGACUGCAGAGUUAGAGGAGAAGUACCAGGAAACACUACAGAGACUGAACCGUCUGGGGAGAGAGAACGUGAAUAAACUGCAGGAGAGUGAAGUCAGGCUCUAUGAACAGAUCGUCAGCCUCCACGGUGUCACUGCCGAGCUGGAGAAGAAAUGUGGGGAACCCUCCUUAGUGUUGCUCAAGGAUGCACGAGCUUUGGAAUUGAGUGGUGUUUCACUACUGUGUCAGGGCCUAGAGCCCGCGCGAAUCACAGACCCGAGUUUAUGCCGAACGCCAGGACCGAGCAAAAUGCUGGAACUGUUUCAAAGACCUAUAACUUUGGAUCCCAAAACAGCUAAUUCUUGUCUUGUCCUAUCUGAGGAUCUGAGAAGUAUAAGACUCGGAAAUGUCCAGCAGGAGGUACCUGGCAACCCAGAGAUAUUUGACUUCAGUGCUUCUGUGUUGGGUGUGGAGAGCUUUACCUCAGGGAGGCAUUACUGGGAGGUGGAUGUGGAAAAGGCAACAAACUGGCAGUUGGGUAUAUUUGAAGACUCUGCCGCCAGACUCAUGCACAAAGGUAAAAUCUUACUCAUGGGAUCCAGGAUGGGAACCAAAUAUACCUUUUGGGUCUUUCCUCCUUUAAAAGGGAUCUACUUGGAAGAGCAGAUACACAAAGUUGGAGUUUUUCUAGACUAUAAGUAUGGGCAGAUAUCAUUCUAUGAUGUGACAAAGAGACUCCUCAUUUAUAAUUUCUCUGGUCUUGUCUUCAAAGGAGCUCUCAGGCCUGUUUUUUCUCUUUGUUCCCCAAAUGAAGGCACAAAUUCAGACUCUCUUAGCAUCUGCCUCCCUGAUGUUUUCAUGGUGUGA
Messenger RNA from Eptesicus fuscus (big brown bat), 1284 nucleotides. It is a transcript of the gene TRIML2, whose product is annotated as tripartite motif family like 2. Gene Ontology annotation, molecular function: protein binding; zinc ion binding. The transcript has 7 exons. The record is from RefSeq and is a predicted model, not a curated record. Bases 1 to 1284 code for a protein of 427 amino acids. Lineage: Eukaryota; Metazoa; Chordata; Mammalia; Chiroptera; Vespertilionidae.